AUGCAGCAAGAAAGUACCAUAUGGAACUGGAAAUUUACGUCAAGCACACCCGGUAGAUGUCUCGGUAUGGUCAAUCAAGAAUGUUGCAUGCCCCAUGGCAAAGGUAUCGGUGGAUCGACACUUAUUAAUGCGAUGUUGUACGUGCGUGGAAAUAAAGCGGAUUACGAUGCAUGGGAAAGUGACGGAUGCGAUGGUUGGAAUUGGAAUGAGGCGUUAAAGUACUUUAAGAAAACCGAACGGAAUGACUUAGAUUCUGCAAGAGGAAAAUUCGAUCCUAAUGUUCAUGGCACGGAGGGAAAAAUGAAUACAAAUUUUGAGCUUUAUCGCACAAAACUUAUGGAAGAUAUUUAUGAAGCAGGCAAAUUUGAAGAAUAUGCAUGGGAUUUCGAUUAUAAUAAUGGAAGUCAAUUAGGAGUGCAUUUUAUGCAAACUAGUACCCGUAAUGGAUAUCGGGAGGAAACGGGAACGAGAUACAUUCACGAUGUUCUUCCACGACCCAAUUUGAUGUUGAGUGUCGAUUCGCAUGUAACAAAGAUUUUGUUUGAUGGAACUGUAGCAACGGGAGUUUUGUAUCAAUGGCUGGGACUUACCUUCAAAGCGACCGCUACGAAAGAAGUAAUUUUGUGUGCUGGAACAAUUAAUUCCCCGCAAAUUUUGAUUUUGAGUGGCAUUGGACCGCAUGAAACACUAACAGAGUUCGAAAUAAGUCCUCAGGUAAGUUUUUUGCCAGUCGGUCAAAAUUUGCAAGACCAUCCCUAUAUCACAGCUCCCACAUACAUUUUGAACACCACCGAGUAUUCCGUGAGUCUUGGUGAUAUCAAUGUGUUCAAUAAAUUUCUGCUGAUUUUUAAUCAACCAAAUCCCUUACAUAUUACUAACGGCAUGGAGGGCCUCAUUUUCGACAAAAUGUUUAAUUCUCCAUUGCCUGCUGGAGUUCCCGACAUUGAGAUUCUCAUGUCGCCCGGAGAUGUAUCCAAAGCCGGAAGUUACCUGCGAGAUGUGCUUUGCUUUGAACAAAGUUUUUACGAUAAAGCGUUUGCGGGCUUGAAAAACAAUAAAUAUGAUACAGUUUCUCUCGCUCCAUUGGUACUCCAUCCAAAAACGCGGGGAUAUGUUACGAUUCGUGAUACAAAUCCCUUCUCGAAACCCGUCAUACAUAAUUACAUGCUCGAAGAUCCAUACGAUAGGAAAGCAAUGCUUUUUGGCAUUCGAAGAGCUCAAAAAAUUGUCAAGUCAGCAGCUUUUGCAAAAUACAAUCCUCAACUCUAUCGAUAUGAUAUUCCGGCAUGUAAUGAUUUCGGACCUGACAGUAAUGAAUAUUGGUACUGCGUCAUGGAUUACAUGACAACAACACUUUAUCACGACUCGGGAACGUGUCGCAUGGGCGCCGAAAACGACGAAAAGACGGUCGUUACGCCAGAUUUGAAGGUUAAAGGUGUUCAGAAGUUGAGAGUUGUUGACGCUUCUGUGAUUCCGCAUAUUACUUCAGGACAUACGGCAUCGCCUACUAUGAUGAUUGCUGAAAAGGCGGCAGAUCUCAUCAAGUCGGAGCAUGGAAUAUAA
Culicoides brevitarsis is the source of this 1563-nucleotide messenger RNA. RefSeq names its product alcohol dehydrogenase [acceptor]-like. The record is from RefSeq and is a predicted model, not a curated record. The transcript has a single exon. Gene Ontology annotation, molecular function: flavin adenine dinucleotide binding; oxidoreductase activity, acting on CH-OH group of donors. Lineage: Eukaryota; Metazoa; Arthropoda; Insecta; Diptera; Ceratopogonidae. Bases 1 to 1563 code for a protein of 520 amino acids.